Messenger RNA from Linum trigynum, 1548 nucleotides. The record is from the annotation of a GenBank genome assembly. Lineage: Eukaryota; Viridiplantae; Streptophyta; Magnoliopsida; Malpighiales; Linaceae.
AUGGCGGCGGUGAAUGGAAGCGGAGUGAGCUUGGCUUCACAGGCUUACAUGGAGGGGAAUGCUGUUAAGGAAACGAGGGCGUUGGUCGCUGAUCUCUGCCGCCAAUUCUACAGCCUCGGCUGGGUUUCCGGCACCGGGGGCAGCAUCACCAUCAAGGUCCACGAUGAUUGCAUCCCCAAACCGCAGCAGCUCAUCCUCAUGUCUCCCUCUGGUGUUCAGAAGGAGAGAAUGGAAGCAGAGGAUAUGUAUGUCAUGUCAGGAAAUGGUUCGAUAUUGUAUGCACCAUCACCGAAGCCUUACCCUCACAAGCCUCCCAAGUGUUCUGAUUGUGCUCCUUUAUUUAUGAAGGCAUAUGAGAUGCGUGAUGCUGGAGCCGUCAUUCACAGUCAUGGAAUGGAGUCUUGCCUGGUGACAAUGCUCAAUCCAUCGGCAAAAGAAUUCAGGAUUACUCACAUGGAGAUGAUAAAAGGGAUUAAGGGUCAUGGAUAUUAUGAUGAACUUGUUGUUCCAAUAAUAGAGAAUACAGCCUAUGAGAACGAGCUGACAGAAUCUCUUACGAAAGCUAUAGAAGCAUACCCAAAGACAACUGCUGUGCUAGUUCGCAACCAUGGAAUAUAUGUAUGGGGGGACACAUGGAUUAGCGCCAAAACUCAGUCUGAAUGUUAUCAUUAUCUCUUCGACGCUGCAAUCAAACUUCAUCAAAUGGGCCUGGACUGGUCUACCCCAAGCCAUGGUCCGAUCCAGCAGGCCAGAGGAGCUAUAAGUGCGCCAGUGAAGGCAGGAUUGAAGGAUUCAAGUCACAAUAGUGAGCCAUUUCCUUGCUGCAUCCUCCUGGACAUUGAAGGGACUACCACACCUAUAACGUUUGUUGCUGAUGUCCUUUUUCCUUAUGCCCGUGACAAUGUGGGAAAGCAUCUGUCAGCAACAUACGAGACUGAGGAUACUCAAGAGGAUAUAAAGUUGUUGCGAUCUCAGGUUGAAGAUGACUUGGCACAUGGCAUUGAUGGCGCUGUACCCAUUCCACCAGAUGGUGCUGGAAAGGAUGCAGUGAUUGCAGCACUGGUUGCUAACGUAGAGGCAAUGAUAAGAGCAGAUCGCAAGAUUACUGCCUUGAAACAAUUACAAGGGCACAUAUGGAGUACUGGCUUUCAGAACAAUGAAUUGAAAGGAGAGUUUUACAAUGAUGUACCUGAAGCAUUGCAGAGCUGGCAUGCCUUGGGCAUAAAGGUAUAUAUAUAUUCCAGCGGCAGCAGGUUGGCACAGAGACUUGUAUUCGGGAACACAAAGUCUGGUGAUUUGAGGAAAUAUUUGUCUGGGUUUUUCGACACCAAUAUUGGGAACAAGAGGGAGACAAGCAGUUACGUUCAGAUUUCGGAAUCGUUGGGAGUAGAUAGCCCGUCUGAAAUCUUGUUCUUGACGGACGUUGUUCAAGAAGCAGUAGCAGCUAAAGCAGCAGGUCUGAAGGUGAUGAUCUCUGUUCGGCCAGGGAAUGCGCCUUUGCCUGAGAAUCAUGGGUUCAAGACCAUCAAAUCGUUUCUGGAAAUAUGA